GUUACAACACAAGCAGACGCAGGUUAGAAGACACAUAAUGAUGCAGAGAGUAAAACAACUAAUCUUGUUUCUUGCGGUUUUGAAUCUGAUGGGGAUCAAUGCCAGCGUGACGUCACCGGAAGAAGGAAUGUCAACUGGGCCAUGCUGCCCAGUCAGUCCAGCAGGGAUCCCUGGUAUUCCAGGGAACCCUGGACCAUACGGGCCGGCUGGGUCUAAAGGAGACAUGGGGUCUCCUGGUGAUGUAGGUAUGCACGGAGCUAAGGGAGACAAGGGAUCAGACGGGCUGAAUGGGGAACGAGGCGCUACAGGAGAACCCGGCCAGAAGGGAGAACAAGGUGUCGGUCAGCCAGGUAAACAAGGACCUCAAGGACUGCCCGGAAUAGCUGGUUUGAUGGGAGAAAGAGGAGUACGUGGACCAGUUGGACUAAAGGGACAAAAGGGUGAUUGUGUUGAGCGCACUCAACGGGUGGCCUUUACAGUAGUUAGAAACACAGAUUUUACAACAUCGAGUACAAGUCUGCCCUUUGACAGAAAACUAUUUGAACAAGGCACUCACUUUGAUUUACCCACCGGUACUUUCACGUGUAAUAUGACUGGUAUUUAUGUGUUCAUGUUUUCAUUUUUGAAACUAAGUAGCUCAAGUAGUUCUUAUGCUACUCUGAUGAAGAACGAUAACAUUAUUGUUAGGGGAUAUGCAUCAGGUGCUGGUAGUUAUUUGCAAGCAAGCAACAGUGCAGUUGUGUUUUUACAAGAGGGUGAUCGAGUUUUCUUAAGGCCUGUAGGUUCCUUGCACAGUAACUCUUACCACUACACUUCCUUUAGUGGGUUUUUGCUUUAUGGUGAGAUAGCAACCAACUAAUCGAAAUGGUUGAAACAGCUUGAGUUUUUAGUGGAAUUAACAGCAUGGUUAAACUA
This is a messenger RNA of Asterias rubens (European starfish), 915 nucleotides long. Its product is annotated as collagen alpha-1(X) chain-like. Bases 38 to 859 code for a protein of 273 amino acids. Gene Ontology annotation, molecular function: protein binding. NCBI's taxonomy places the organism in Eukaryota, Metazoa, Echinodermata, Asteroidea, Forcipulatida, Asteriidae. The transcript is spliced from 2 exons. The record is from RefSeq and is a predicted model, not a curated record.